This is a messenger RNA of Exophiala aquamarina CBS 119918, 1686 nucleotides long. RefSeq names its product D-lactate dehydrogenase (cytochrome). The record is from RefSeq and is a predicted model, not a curated record. Gene Ontology annotation, cellular component: mitochondrion. The transcript is spliced from 7 exons. Gene Ontology annotation, biological process: lactate catabolic process. The coding region runs from base 1 to 1686 and encodes 561 amino acids. Gene Ontology annotation, molecular function: FAD binding; D-lactate dehydrogenase (NAD+) activity; D-lactate dehydrogenase (cytochrome) activity. NCBI's taxonomy places the organism in Eukaryota, Fungi, Ascomycota, Eurotiomycetes, Chaetothyriales, Herpotrichiellaceae.
AUGCGCUCGCUCAUUCCGUUUCGAGUAUCUCGAGCCUCCCAAAGCGCGCUUACGCCGCCGCCCCUGUCGAAAGGUCCUUUCUGUCGGUAUAGACCUCAAGGCCUGUGGAAACGUGGCUUGUCAGACACAAGGCCAUCUCUUGAGCGAAAUUUGUCUUCUCCUGCUGUUUUCUACCUUAGACACACCCUGUCUGCCAUUGUUUUCCUUGUCCUCGGAGCUGGUGGGUUGUCGGCAUGGCAGGCCCUCAAAGCUGAAAAAGCUUAUCACAAGGAGGACAUGCAGCCAAGUUACGCAGAUAGGUCUCAGAUGGAAAAGGCCAUCACCGAGCUGAGGUCCAUGGCGGGAGAGGAGAGCGUUAGCACCGACGACGAAAUCCUACAGACACACGGAUUCUCCGAAUGGUCGAAUCACAAUAUCGACAAGUUGCCUAUAGCAGUUGUAUACCCUAGAAGCACAGAAGAGUGCUCUGACAUGGUUAAGGUGUGUUACAAAUACAAGAUCCCCAUUAUACCGUAUUCUGGUGGUUCCAGCGUUGAAGGCAACUUCGCGGCUCCUUUUGGUGGUAUGUGUUUUGACUUUUUGAACAUGGGACGAAUUCUGGAAAUACAUGCCGAAGAUAUGAAUGUUAUUGUACAACCGUCCGUCUCGUGGAUGGACCUCAAUUCGAAACUCAAAGACAGCGGCUUGUUCUUUCCGAUCGAUCCAGGUCCCACGGCAAUGAUCGGCGGCAUGGUCGGCACCAAUUGUAGCGGCACAAAUGCCGUAAGAUAUGGCACGAUGAGAGACUGGGUGGUCAAUCUGACGGUUGUACUUGCUGAUGGCUCUAUCGUGAAGACCAGGCGACGACCUAGAAAGUCGUCGGCAGGCUAUAACCUAAAUGGCUUAAUCGUAGGCUCAGAAGGUACGCUGGGGGUUGUCACUGAGAUCACCCUGAAAUUAGCAGCCAUUCCAGAGAAGACGGCCGUCGCCGUAGUCACAUUUCCCUCUAUGCGGGCUGCGGCUCAAACGGCAAUCGACGUUAUCCACAAGGCCGUCCCGAUAGGUGCCGUCGAGAUCCUCGACGAGGUUCAAAUGAGCGUCAUCAACCGCGUGGGUGGUACUCAUCGAGCCUGGAAGGAGUUGCCCACGCUUUUCUUCAAGUUCGCAGGCUCCCAGGGUUCGGUCACGGACGGGGUGGCUCAAGUCGGCGAGAUUGUCAAGAAGCAUGGUGGAAGCAACUUCGAGUUCGCCCAUGGUGAAAUUGAGCAGCAGAGGCUAUGGUCGGCGAGAAAGGAAGCCCUCUGGAGCAUGUUGAGUCUUCGCGGGUCAGGGCGAGAGGUCUGGUCGACAGAUGUUGCAGUGCCACUUUCCAGUGUGGCAGAUCUAAUCGAAGUCUCGAAGAAGGACAUGGACUCUUUAGGACUGUUUGGGAGUAUGCUGGGACAUGUAGGUGAUGGUAACUUUCACGAGACAAUCUUAUUUGAUGGAGUGAAAGAGAGGGAACUGGUGGAAAAAUGUGUGAACGAUAUGGUGCAACUGGCGUUGAAGAUGGAAGGGACUUGCACGGGUGAACACGGAAUAGGUCUUGGAAAGAAGCAGUUUCUUCAAGAAGAACUUGGGCCGGGACCAAUUGCUGUCAUGAGGUCCAUUAAGAAGAGCCUAGAUCCAUUCUGGCUGAUGAACCCGGGCAAGAUCUUCGAUGCGUAG